GCUAGAUCGCUUCCAGCAACGUGGGUGCAGUGGCGCUUCUCUGUCAGCCUGCUUGCAGUAAUCUUGGACUCGCUAUACAUUCCAUUCUCUCAACACGUUGCCCAAGCACACCAUGCCAUACUCAGCUCCCAGUAUCGCUCGACCUUUCACCCUUUCCAUCCUAGACGACGACUAAUCUCAGCUCCGGGCCCUCUUGCAGGCUUCACGCGCGGGACCUAAGACCUGGGAAAAUCGACACGAGGAUGGACGAUACGGCGUUUCACGCCAAUGGCUUAUUUCGACCGUUCAUUACUGGUUAACCGAGUUCAACUGGCGUGCUCAGGAAAAUCGCAUCAACUCACUUCCCAACUACAAGAUUUUGGUUUCUCAGGAAGCUGGGAAGGGUGACAUUGACCUCCACUUCAUUGGCCUAUUUUCCGAAAGAGAUAAUGCCAUCCCCAUCGUACUGCUUCAUGGGUGGCCAGGUAGCUUCCUUGAAUUCAUGCCGGUCUUGGAGAUUGUCCAGAGGAAGUAUAGCUCGUCUGAGUUGCCUUAUCACUUCAUUGUUCCAUCUCUCCCAGGAUAUUUGUUCAGCUCCGGACCGGGUCAGGCGCAGGCCUACACCAGUCAAGAUGCAGCACGCGUGAUCAACAAGGCGAUGACAGCGCUUGGGUUCAGCCGGUACGUUGUACAGGGAGGAGAUGUCGGAUCGCUGAUUGCUUCAAUACUCGCAACAAACUACGACUCGGUCGCAGCUAUUCAUCUUAAUCUGCUGCCAAGCCUCGAAAUGUCGAGCGUCGACGACCCUUCCCUAUCAUCCAAAGAGAAGGAGGCUAUCGAGUACGUGGGACGCCGUUUCUUGACUCCAACAACAGGAGCGGCUUUGCUUCAAAGCACAAGGCCGGCUACAAUCGUAGUUAUGGUUUCUUCUAGCCCCCUUGCCCUCCUAGCAUGGAGGGGCGAAAAGUUCCUAGAAUGGCCCGAUGAUCCGAUUGGUAUUGACGAGCUUUUGACUAAUGUCACGCUGUAUUGGCUCACCGAGACCAUGCCACGGUGCAUAUAUACGCAGUCAUUUGGUUACUCUUGGUUUAUGAAAGAGCUUGUACCUGUACCGGAAAAGCUGGCGAAAAAGCACGGCAAUCUGGUGUUUUAUCGUCAGCAAGAAAAGGGUGGACACUUUGCAGCUCUUGAGCGACCUGUUGAGUUUCUUCGUGAUAUUGAAGAUUUUGUCAAGUCUGCUGGGUUUUGA
Molecule: messenger RNA, 1228 nt
Organism: Colletotrichum scovillei
Lineage: Eukaryota; Fungi; Ascomycota; Sordariomycetes; Glomerellales; Glomerellaceae
Product: putative epoxide hydrolase
Exons: 5
Coding region: 482-1228 (248 amino acids)
Biological process (GO): epoxide metabolic process
Molecular function (GO): epoxide hydrolase activity
Source: RefSeq, a predicted model, not a curated record